AUCUUGAAUCACCAACAGAACAACAACGACAAAAAGUCAGUGUAACGUCAAAUGUCAGUUUAUUUACUGUCGAAAGUUUUACUUCUAAUUUAAAAAUGUCGAACCCUACAAAACGUCCUCUUCACUUCCCACCAUGGCACAUUCCAUAUUUGGAAAAACACCGCAUUUACGAACUGUUCCACGAACUAGCCAGAGAACUAAUUAUCAAACAACCAGAUGACCAUUUACUCUUUAUAAAACAAAUACUAAUGAAUGCAGCUAAGAGCAGAGACGUGGCAAGAGUAAUUUUUUUACCUGCUCCGAAGAUAAAUCUACUUGAACUAAGCGAAGAAGUGUCUAAAGUAACCAAACAGGUUAUAAUUACGAAACAGGCCAUUUCUAAUUAUGCUGGCAGAGAUAUGAUCGAGCUUUCAUCUGAAUUAUUUGCUAAAUGUUUAUCGUAUUUAGUGCGAAAAGAAAAUUGCUACAUGCAAGGCUGGAUUAUGAUGGAUUGCAUGAGAAACGAAGAAGACGCAAAGCAGCUUCUGAAGCUUGGAAUUAUCCCAACUCAUACAUUUCAAUUUAUAGCUCCGUUUCACCCGAAUCUGGAAGAUAUCUACUACUGUAAGGUACCCCCUAACUGGCCAGAACAGAGACGAUUGAUAUCAAAUUUGCGAACAGUUUAUAAGAAUACCUUAUUAGAAGUACACGUUGGUCACCGUCAGAUUCCAGAGAUUGCUGCAGAAUGCGUAAAUAUUUCCAAAAUUCGCAAAGCCGUCAAACAAAUAAAACCUAGAGUACUCAUCAUAGGACCGAUCGGAUCAGGUAGGAAGACUCAAGCUGAGCUACUAAGCUACAGCUUAAAGCUGGUACCGAUUGAUUUCGAAUAUUUGCUUUGCCAAACGUGGAUUUCGCCAUCAGAGCUUGGAGAAAAACUUAGAGAAUGCAGGAACGAAGCUUGUUUUCAUUCCGAACUUUUAGCUCAAGUUGUUAACAAGAGAGUACUUGAAGAAGACUGCAUUUUGAACGGAUGGGUUCUAACUGGUUUUCCAUUUACCGAAUACGAUUUCAAACAUCUGGAUUCGAUUGAUACUCCUCCGAACAGAGUGAUUUUUUUAGAAUGCGAUUUGAAUCUCUGUAGAGAAAGACUUCGCAACAAGAGAUUUAACGUUGUAACUGGAUCAGUCAUUGAUAUCGAAAAAAAUCCUGCUGCAGCUGAAGAGAAACAAUUAGCGAUUCAUCCCAGGAACAACAUUCUUUUAGUCGAUGCUGAGUUAGACUUUUACUGUCAAAACUACGGAUCGUUGAGGAAGUACUGUGGAAGCACAGCUAGUGUCGUUAAUGGAGAUCUAAACGAAAGGGCUAUCCAUGAAUAUAUAAUCGCGAUCAUAUUGAGGGCACCUCCUGCAGGUGAUCCUAGAAAGGGGAUCACGGAAGAGGAUCAAAAGACGUCAUCAUCAGGGUCAUCUGAUGUGUGUGAUUGUCCCGUUAUAGCGUCCAAAGUUAUGGAUUGUUUUAUUAAAAGGGGCGAAAUAAAAUAUUAGUAAUUAUUGUUUCUGUUUUUGGUUAUAUGAACUAGAAAGUAAAGUCUGCAGUUCUUAGAGUUAUUAGUGUACUUGUCAUUCAAAGUGUGGUGGAGAUACGUUAAUGAAUCUAGGGGCCACUGAAUUGAUUCGGUAGGCUUAGGAAAAACAAGUCUAUAAAGACUGAAAACUGCAAUGUGGAAGAGGAUGAACGCAAUGUGGUGCCGUACAGUUUGUAUUACUUCUUAUGUAGAUAUACUAAAGCUGCGAUUUCACUAUGAAGCUAUAAUAAAUAUAGCUUCAUAUUUAUAUAUAGUAUUAGCCAUCAUUUUACGAUGAGCGGUGCUAUAAGAAAUUUUACAGCUUUGGUUAGUAGGUUAGGUCAAUUUCACUACUAGAUUGUAUGUGUUGUUUUUCUGAAGAUGCCAAUACAUCUCGUGGCUUGUUAAUGGAUUUGGUGGACAGCUCAUCUGAAGAUGAAGCUUAUGAAUUUUAUAUUUAUGGCCCCUAAUUACAGAAUAAAAAAAAGUUUUAGUUAACUACUUAUUACUUAAGGUACUAUUACUUAAGGUAACCUGUAAGCUAACCUUAAAAAACAUCCACUGUAACAACACAAUGCACAACGAACUUUAAAGAAACAUAGGAUAUUCAAGGACGCAAAACGGAAAGCAUAUUUCGUUGCCGUAGAUGUCAAGACUGCGAGGCCACAAAAUCUUAAUUUCGAGAAAACGGCUUGCAAAAGAUUAUGUG
Psylliodes chrysocephalus is the source of this 2252-nucleotide messenger RNA. Lineage: Eukaryota; Metazoa; Arthropoda; Insecta; Coleoptera; Chrysomelidae. The record is from the annotation of a GenBank genome assembly.